UGAGGCUUCUUGCUGUCAAACUAUCUCUGUCGCUGUACACAGGACCGUAAGUUACUCAGGAACGUCGUUUGUACACAGCCUGUAGCUAUUAGUCGACAGUAACACGCCUCACUGUGAAGGGAAAAUGGAAGAAGACAUACUAACGACGCUGAAAAUAUUGAUAAUAGGAGAAAGUGGCGUUGGGAAGUCCAGCCUCCUCUUGAGAUUCACAGAUGACACAUUUGACCCAGAACAAGCAGCGACAAUAGGUGUUGACUUCAAGGUGAAGACCAUUACUGUGGACGGUAACAAGGCAAAGCUGGCAAUAUGGGACACUGCAGGACAGGAGCGCUUCCGAACCCUGACGCCCAGUUACUACCGCGGUGCCCAGGGAGUCAUCCUGGUGUAUGAUGUCACACGGAGGGAAACCUUCGCCAAGCUCGACAACUGGCUCAACGAGCUGGAGACGUACUGUACAAGGAACGACCUCGUGAAAAUGCUCGUGGGAAAUAAAAUCGAUAGGGAAAACCACGAGCUAGACAGGGCAGAAGGGCUGAAGUUUGCAAGAAAACAUUCCAUGCUUUUUAUAGAGGCGAGUGCUAAGACCAGGGACGGCGUCCAGUGUGCAUUUGAGGAGCUGGUGGAGAAGAUCAUCCAGACUCCCGGUUUAUGGCAGAGUGAGAGCCACGGCCGAGGGGUCCAGCUCACCGACGAAGACGCGGGAGGCGGAUCCUGCAGCGGCUACUGCUCCCUGGUCUAGACAACGCACACAUACGCAAACACAUUCUCUCUCACACACACACACACACACACACACACACACACACACACACACACAGGUGCAACCAUUAAUACCACACAGUAUCACACACUCAAAGACAAGCAUAGACACAAACAACCCCCCCUCCACCCUCCCACUGUGUGCUGUCCUGAGCUGAGCUCCCUCCUCAGACAUGAAGGCAGUGGAGGUCUGACUGCCUCCUCUCCGCUCAGCUGUAAGGGUUGACCGUCCACGCGCUCUACCUGUGUUCACACACACUACUUUUUGCACACUUUCUAGUAAUAACGCUGCGCUAAAAUGCAAAAUGCAGUUCAGCCUUCCUCUUAAUGGAAUUUGAGUGAGUUUUUUUUUCUCUCCUCUGUUUUAUUUUGGGCCCUUGGUCAAAAUAUUAACCAUUCUCAGUUCAUACGUGGGAUUUUAGCGGUGCGGGGAAAUGAGUCCAGAAGUAUAAACCAAAGUUAGUCAGGCAUAUGGCUAAAGCUCUGAAGUAUGAUAAUGAGAAUGGAAGAAAGCAGUUUGACCAAGGGUCUCUCUCUCGUCUCCAGCAUGCUUAUUGCCCUCGGAGCACCUUGCCUUAGCGAGCACAUGUGUAUCAAUGCAGGGCCGACUUUCCUCCAGUGUUUGUUUUUCCUCCGCUCCGUCCCGCGCUUGAUCCCGAUCUUGCCCCUCAGACUCUAUGAACAUUAUGCUGCUUAUGGAGAAGCUUAUCAAGUCAAGCCAUCUUGUAUUCCAUCACAGCACUCUCGGUCGAAGGUUUGGAUCAUGUGUCUCUGUUGUCCACACAACUGCCUCAUUUUUUCUCCAGAAUAUAAUAGAGUUACCAAGCGUCUGGAAUGACGUUUACUACUUUUAUUGACUUGGACUUCAAACCUUUGGUGUGUUUUUGAAGAGUGCAUAAAUCAAAGAGAUUGGCACCAGCAAGCUUUCCACUGGGUGCCCGAAGAAGAGGGAACCUCUUAAAAUUGCACGCCUUUGUUGUAACGAGUUGCUUUAAUGGAGUGCGACUUACUGGCACUCCCUCGCUCAGACAGAUAAUAUCAGUAAUAUCACUAGCUCUGCUACGGUCUUUCAUAUACAUCCCUCUGACUGGACAGAGACAAAGGAAAAGUGUUCAAUAUUAGACGGGGCAGUGAGUCAUAAGGGUGUUUCCACUGAAUUUGGAAAAUCAAAAGAAAAAGCUGUGUGCUCCACAUUGCUAAUGGAUUUCGCAGUACUCCUAUCUCUGUGUUUGUAUCCCAGAAGCAGUUAUAAAUGUACUGUACCCCUGACCUCUGACCAUGUUUGUAGUAUUCGAGUGCUGAUGUGUGUUCUGGGAAAUGUAGUUCUGAGAUCUUGAAACAGGAAUGGUGAAAAGGACAUGGAUUCAAGCAUGUCUUAUCACGAAUUGAAUUUUUUUUAUCUCUUUUUAAUUGCAUGGGAAACUCUGCGUGCCAUUCUUUUAUGUUUGUUUGUCCAGUGAACGGCCUUCGAAGGCUCUUUUACUAUAAACACUUUAACUUAUAUUUAGCUGAAAAUAAAGCAUUGCAUACAGGUUUACCAUUGGAAUUUAAUGGUAUACUUAAACAAAAAGGAAGUAGGCUUUUACUUAUUAAACUGGUAUAGCUGUCUUUUUGUGUUCAGAAAUAUGUUGGAACAUGUAUACCUUUGUAAAUUGUGUGCAUUUUAGGAAUUUGGUGGGAUAAUUCCUGUAUGAAUUGUAAAGCUGAAUGUAUACAUAUUUCACUACAAGCUGCCCUAUGUAAUAAACUAAAUAAAAUUCUUUUUUAAAUGAA
Dicentrarchus labrax (European seabass) is the source of this 2532-nucleotide messenger RNA. It is a transcript of the gene rab18a, whose product is annotated as RAB18A, member RAS oncogene family. The transcript has 7 exons. The record is from RefSeq and is a predicted model, not a curated record. Lineage: Eukaryota; Metazoa; Chordata; Actinopteri; Moronidae. Bases 125 to 739 code for a protein of 204 amino acids. Gene Ontology annotation, molecular function: GTP binding; GTPase activity.